AUGGUCAGGGAGAUUUUCAAGUUGGAAACGGUUAUUCCUGUUGGAAAUUCGUUGGAUUCUGUUGAUGCUUUUGGACUUGAUCAGGAUCCAAUCAUGAUCCGAUUCAUUUUCCUCAUUCUUGCUCUAUUCUUCAUCCCAGUUAUUCGAUCCGAUUCCAACCCGAUCCGAUUACCAAACCACAUUGACGACGGUUAUAAUCACGACAAAACUGAUCCGUGCGAGGAGUCGAGAAGAACCGCGUCUUGUCCGGUGAAAUGCUUUCGGACUGAUCCAGUGUGCGGAGUCGACGGCGUUACGUAUUGGUGUGGGUGUGGCGAUGCAUGGUGCGCAGGGACUAAGGUGGCGAAGUUAGGGUUUUGUGAGGUCGGAAAUAAUGGCGCCGCUGCUCAGGCGCUUCUUCUCCUUCAUAUUGUUUGGCUCAUUGUUCUUGGUUUUUCUGUUUUCUUCGGAGUGUUCUAG
This is a messenger RNA of Mercurialis annua (annual mercury), 459 nucleotides long. RefSeq lists its product as uncharacterized. The record is from RefSeq and is a predicted model, not a curated record. Lineage: Eukaryota; Viridiplantae; Streptophyta; Magnoliopsida; Malpighiales; Euphorbiaceae. Bases 1 to 459 code for a protein of 152 amino acids. The transcript has 2 exons.